CGUAGACGAUAACAAUUUAGGGGAGGAGACUACAGUCUGUAACGUUACUGGAGGUAUAUUUUAAUUCCCGGAGAAAUGCAACUUUGAAAUUUGCCUUUCGAACUUCAAGCUUUGCAUUGUUCUCGGAAAGUUGUGUUCCUGUUGCAAAUUCCUUGAACUUUGGCAACUUGGCCCCGCCUCUUUGCGGUUGGCCCAGAUUAAGACCCAGUUGGCCCUGCACCAGCUCAACACAAUCACCACCGGUAACCACGGCGCAACAGCUUUGUCCUUGCUGAACUUGCUCAAGGUCACGAUGUCCCAUCCCUUGUACAACCCACGGGGGGAACCCUUCUCCAACCAGAGGCCUGUCAUGUCCAACCAGUUCGGCUUGAAUGCACAGCCAGUUCUUGACAUGACGGGUGCGCGCUUAGGUCCUGCGGCAGGGAUGAUGUCUCCAAUGAUGCCCCAGCAGAUGGGCUACCAGAUGGCCCAGCACCCCACGGGCCUGCCUCAGGACAUGGAGUCCACCAUAGACAUGUACAUCUGUGGAGCUCGGGAGGAGGUUCGGCUGCUCAACCAGAUGAUGCACCAGCAGAAGAUGGUGGACCCUUGCCUGAGAAAAGAGCCCAGGGAAGAGGUGCUGUCUCAGGGGAACAGCUUCCCCUUGCAGAGGGCCCCUGGCAGACCGGAGGAGCAAUCCACGGUGGACUGGUCAAACUACCAGAACCCGAACAAGCUCUUUGCCUCGCAAGCGAUGGCCCAGCCAUCCCCUCCAGCCCAGAUGUUCCAACCCUCUGGGUUUGGGACCCCUUCUGGGGGAGGCAGAGGAAGUGCUGAGAGCCAGCCUCCUCCAGCGUCCAUUCCUGCCGAGCGCCGGCAGUCCCAUUACACCUCGGAGAACGCCUGCAGUAUCCUGGCAAGUUUUGGACUUACAAACGAGGACCUUCAACUCCUCAGUCACUACCCCGAUGAGCAGCUCACCCCUGACAACCUGCCCUUCAUUUUGCGAGAUAUCCGAGUCAGAAAGGCCAAGAGGAACCUGCCGGACGUUGACCACCGUCUCCCAUCCCCCGGCACGCAGGAUCGCCUCGGGGGCGAGCCGCGGCCCAGCAAAGUAAUUGACUAUGGACACUCAAGCAAAUUUGGCUACUCUGAGAAGAGCCAGGACAGUUUCAAGCAUGAACAGCGGACCACAGACCCUCAGAAAUAUGUGAGGGAUGCACCCGUUGCAGUCUCCACUUUCCCCUCCGUAGACUCCAAACGGCAGAGCUCUGGACCUGUUGCUAAAAAACCACUGAUUGACCAGUGCAAGAAUCCGCCCAGCAUGGAGGACAAGACCGGCAAGAGUGCGCCAACCAGAGACUCCCUACCGGCACCCAACAGACCCACGGCGGGGCCUCCACCGCCCACCCACGGCAUCAGAGCCAACCUGGUGAACCUCACCGAGGGCAGCAGCGCUCUGAAGCCCGGGUUUGUGGUCACGAAGCCAGCCUGGUCUUCCUCGUUCCCUCCAAGCAACGCUGGGACCUCGAAGAGACUGCCCACACCUACCAUGAUGAAUGAUUACUCCGCUGCAUCCCCAAGAAUCUUUCCCCAUACGUGUUCUCUCUGUAACGUAGAAUGUGUCCAGAUAAAGGACUGGAUCGAGCACCAGAACACCAGCAUUCACAUCGAGAGCUGCCGACGCCUGCGAAAGCAAUUUCCUGACUGGAACGUGGAGACUGUUGCAGUUUCCAGGACCGAGAGGAAGCCGCCCCCGGAGCACCGCCCCCCGAAGCGACGAACUCGCUCCUCAUCCAGAUCCCGGUCGUGGUCCCGCUCGCCCAGCCCCUGGCGUUACCAUGGCCGCUCGGAUUCGCGGGGUCGUAGGCCGCGCUCCCGGAGCCCCCGGUGGAACCACCGGUCCCGGAGCCGGUCCCGUUCACCCUGCCAUGUGGCACGCAACCCACCGCCCCGGCUGUCCCGCUCGCGCUCCCGCAGCUUCACCCGCCUCUCCCCGCCCCGCGCCACCCGGUGGCUGAACCCCCGACACGCCAGCCCUCGCCGGCAGCAGCGGUCCUCCAGCAGCGAGAGGCUUGCCAAAAUGCUGAUCGAGUCGUCAGGACUGGCUGUGACUCACAACACCGCUCUGGAGGCCAUGGUGAAGUCCCUGGCGCCCGCUCUCAUGGCGGAGCUGGCCAAGAAAAAGAGCGGCUCCUCCUCUGCCUCCACCAAGAGCGCGGACAAGAAGAAGACCUCCCCACCCACCUCUGGAAAAACAGUCCCCUCAAAGACCGGCACCUUCAAGGCUACAGUGUGCAUGGAGAGGGAAGAGGAUGCCAAAACCCUGGCUGAGUGCAGGAACCUGACGAUACGAGGCAGAACCAUUAGCAUCUGUGUGGAGAAAGAUGCAAGAGAUCACAAGGUGAAGCCUCUUGUAGGAAAAAAGAAGAAGGUGCCUUCGGCCAAGCUGCCCGCGAGCAUGAAGGCAAAGGCGCCUGCCAAGAAAACAGAUGGCAACGCUGUGCAGAAGGUGGUAAAGAAGGAUUUGCCCAAGAAGUGUGUCGUCCAGAUUUUGGGUCUACCAGAGAGCGGCUACAUGGAGGAGGACCUCAAAAAACUGGCCACACCCUUUGGCUUCUCCUCUGGCCUCCUCAUCGCCGUCCAGCAGAAACAGGCGUUUGUGGAGCUGCCCGACCUGGAUUCUGCAGAGGCCAUGUUGAAGACCUACAAGGAAAGCCCGCCCAAAAUCCAGGACUGUCAGCUGAGCUUCGAGCACAUGACCCGGCCCAUAGAUUUCAGCAAUCCGGAGUCAUUGUUCAGAAUGUUGAUGGAAAUUGAGAAGCCCACGACUAAGAGUUCAGAGAGGGCAAGAAACAAGGCAGUUGUGAAGGAAGCUGCUAACCUUGGGGACCACCUCCUGACGGUCAACAACGUUCCCAUGGGGAUCAGCCCAACCACCGAGGUCAAGGAGCUAAUCAAACGCUUUGGGAGCUUCAAGCAGGCCCUGGUGCUAAAUCACAGGAUCAUUUUGGAAAUGGAUACUCCAGCCAUUGCCAAGGCAGUCUUCAAUCGUUUCCAGAAGUUUCCUUGCAUUGUCCAGAACAACCCCCUCACCUUUUCUGUGAUCAAUAAGCCUGUGAAGGCCGCAGAAGAGGUCAAGAAGAAACCUGAAGUUAAAAGCGGCAGACCUGCCCCUAAGCCUGGUGAUGCAGCUAAGAAGGGCUUAGCGGCCCCCAAAACCAUGGCCGCCGGCUUUAAAGGUGCACCUGCUGGCCUCAAAACCGCAGCUGCUGCAGGCAAAGCAAAAAUGUCCAAGGCUCCCGCAACCACGUCCAACCUCGCGGCCACGAAGGCCGGGAAUCCUGCUGCAGCCAACGCUGCUGCCAUGGGCAAAACCGUUCAACCAGCUCCUACAGCGACCCCUGCUGUCACCCCCAUUGCCACAGCUGCUAAGGAACCUCCCGCCAAACCGAACUCCCCACCAACAGAGGGUGCGCCAACACCUGCCGAAAGCCAGACAGUGGAGACCACAGACAAUCAGAAAUGCCAGUCGGGUGCCCCCGCUGGAGAUCAGGGUACAGCUGAAGCCCCCCUUGUGGAGACCAAAGAGGACCAGGAGGUGAGCCAUGAGGCCUUACCGAGCAAUACUGCUCCCGCGCCAGUAGAGGGCUCUGUCGCCAACUCGGCUGCGGUCGAGAACUACAGUUCAAGUAGAUCCUCUAAGUCAUCAAGCGACUCCAAAGCUGCAGGUGAAAGAAGGGCUGAGGAACAGGACUUCACCGAAGACAUCUUUCCAUUCGACCUGGACGAGUUCGUCACUGUGGACGAGGUCGGGGAUGACGUGGAGGGUUCCUCUCAGGAGGAAGAGAAAAAGACCUCGGAGCCUCUACAGCACUCCACGCCUGUCCUGGAAUGUUCCAGAAAGCGCAGGAGGACUUGGGCCUCACUGACUGCAAAAAACCAGAAGAAGCCAGCCCCGCCCACUAAAAAAUCACUGAAGAAACAGACAACCCCUGCCAAAGGCAAGCAGGCCAAGAAGGUUCCGUCCAAACCUGUGGGGGCCAAAGACGAGCAGAGGCCCCAGGUAGCUGCAGAGGGGGCCGGUGAGGUGGCAGUGGAGAUGGAGUCUGAAACCCCUAAAACGGAGGUGGAGGUGGAUGAGAAGAUGGAGGAACAGAAGGUGGAGGAGGAAAAGGCCAAAGCCCCUGUUACCUCAGACCCUCAGCACGGUGAGGAUAUGGAGGCUUCCGCUCCAGAAAGUGCAGCUGAAGUGGUGGAAACCAAAACUGUGGACGUGGCGGCAGAGGCCACCACAACCACAGAAACUGUUACCUUGGCCUUGGAAAGCCAACCGGAACACCAAGCUGAGGAGGCAGGCCCCGCAGUGGAGGAGAAGGGCCUGUCGACGGGUGAGACCACUGCUCCCUCCGUCCCUGCAGCCCAAAAAUUCCAAGAGCCACCUGUGGAUCGGAGUCCCUCAGAGCUGUGUCCCGCAGAGGCGGCCCCCACGGAAAGGGCUCCGACGGAGACUGCUUCCAUGGAGACAGCUCCCGUGGAGACUGAUGACCUGGUGCCUACGAAGCAGGAGCAGCCCAAGAAGCCGUUUUCGUUACCACACAUUUGGAUCAUCGGGAGCUCGCUGAUCGCCAGGCUGCAGGCUCAUUUAGGAGCUUUUGGACUGGACCAGAACUUGGGGCUAAAUUGCCAGAUCACCUGGGAUGGCAGAGGGUGCAGAAGGUGGGAGCACUUAAUGCCUCUUCUCCGCUCGAAACGGGCUGCCACCAGUGACGACCCACAUGUGAUGGUGAUUCACCUCGGUGGGAACAGUAUUGGGAUGUAUGGAAAUUCAAGGAUUACUCUGUUGCGACGUAUGAAGGCAGAUAUCAAGGAAAUCAAUUUGCUGUUUCCCAAUACCAAAUUGAUGUUUUCCGACAUCCUCCCUUGCUGGAACUGGCAGGGCCAGACCGCGCCUAGUGGAUAUGGCCUUGAAAGGACCAGGCGAAGGCUAAACGGGGCCAUGUUUGGCUUUAUGUCAGACAUGGGUAUGGGUUGCAUUGUGCAUCGCAACAUUGGCUUAAAUCAUUUAGACAAGGAUGGGACACAUCUAAAUUUAGAGGGUAACCUGCUGCUUCUGGAAAACAUUUGCAGAUCCCUGGCCUUAGAGCUCUGAUGGUCUUAUUGUAACACGCCAAAGGCUCUUUUAAGAGCCACCCACUUAAAAAAAUCUAUUCCUGCAAAAGGCGCGGAAGUUAAUGUAAUUAUAAAGUAGUCUACAGACAAUGAUGUUUUCAGUGUAAACAUUUUUAUUUGUGAUUACUGCCAUCUAGUGGAUUAUGUCCUGAACUGAUACCAUGUUCUUGACCUGAGAACAGAUGAAAAAGUAAAUGUGCCUCAUAACAAUCUGAACUUUCAUGUGCUUGUGAAUAAUUAUACAUUUUACAACUUAAAAAAUAUUAAAAUCAUAAUCAACAAUAUCAAUAUUGAAUAUGGUAAAGAUUGUCACCUAUAUUUCAUGUUCGAAUGAAUGGCAAUAUCGUAAGAACAGUGAGAUUUUGGUGCCUUUUAAUCUAUAUACAGCUAAUGUUUUAGUGAAUGGUAUAAUCACAGAACACAGAUCCAAUUGUGAAAAUUGCUUUUCCUGAAAGGCAAAAAAAACAAAUUAUCGUGCUCUGGAAACAGGGGAAUUAACGAGCACAGUAAAUGAACAUUAAAAAUAAUUUUUAUUUUAUUUAUUUUUAGACAAACUAUAUACAGUUGCAUAUACGCUAUACACUGGAUGGCCCAUAAUACUAAAGUACUAAUUACUACCCAUAUUAAUACUGGCUAUCAUCAUAUAUUCACAGGCUGUUGGGACGACUGACACUGCUGGCUUGAAACAGCCCACUCAGCAGUUCCGGAUACGCAUUGUACCACAAUUAUAUACUAUAAACCUAAGUUUAUGUUGAACACAAUCAUCUAAGAGAGGGCAUUCAUAAAGACUACCUUCUUCAUCUAUGUAUUCAAUUACAAGUAAAUUACCUGUCCUGCUAGUGAC
Messenger RNA from Anguilla anguilla (European eel), 5995 nucleotides. Its product is annotated as zinc finger protein 638-like. NCBI's taxonomy places the organism in Eukaryota, Metazoa, Chordata, Actinopteri, Anguilliformes, Anguillidae. The record is from RefSeq and is a predicted model, not a curated record. The transcript is spliced from 20 exons. The coding region runs from base 293 to 5131 and encodes 1612 amino acids. Gene Ontology annotation, molecular function: nucleic acid binding.